Messenger RNA from Sordaria macrospora k-hell, 456 nucleotides. The record is from RefSeq and is a predicted model, not a curated record. Lineage: Eukaryota; Fungi; Ascomycota; Sordariomycetes; Sordariales; Sordariaceae.
AUGUACCGCUACCGCCACGGCAAGCCUAUGAGCGUCAAGGCAUGCGCCCAGCGCCUCUCGACCAUUCUGUACCAGAAACGUUUCUUCCCCUACUACGUCUAUGCCAUUCUCGGUGGUCUGGAUGAGGAGGGCAAGGGCGCUGUCUAUUCCUACGAUCCCGUUGGAAGUUACGAGAGGGAACAGUGCCGUGCUGGCGGCGCGGCGGCCAGCUUGAUCAUGCCGUUCUUGGACAACCAGGUCAACUUCAAGAACCAGUAUGAGCCUGGCAGCGGUGUUGGCCAUGCUCUCCAGGAGCGCGAGCGCAAGCCUCUAACACGGUCCGAGGGCGAGAUUCUGGUUAAGGAUGCUUUUGACGGAGCUGUUGAGCGCCACAUUGAGGUUGGUGACGGCUUGCAGAUGAUGGUCAUCACCAGGGACGGAAUCGAGGAGGUUCUGCUCCCAUUGAAGAAGGACUAA